AUGUCUACCACAAUCGUUACCACCAGACGGCGAGACGAGACUACUACGUCUACUGCAUCGCAGUCAUGCUCGACAGAUAACGACUGCGCAGCGAACAAAAUAUGCUCGAGUGCCAAAUGUACUGGCCUCAACGAUGCUGCCCCUUUUGGCGGAUCGGGCCCAGAGCCAACCUCACAGUUAAGCACGGGGGCAGCAAUCGGUGUCGGUGUAGGACUUGUGGCUGUGGUCGCACUAUUGAUAACCUUUGGCUUUUGGUUUCGAAGAUUCCGAGGAAGCAGAGAACGUCUCCCAUCGACCGAAGCAUCCUCGGGCAAUCGUCACAGGUCUACUUCGAGUGCAACUGACCAGAAGACCCUGGUGGCUUCAUUACCAAACAGUCCUCAAAGUAGAGCGCUAAACCUUCAGCGUAGCAUGAAUACGGGACCGGACUUCUUCGCCAAAACAAAUAGGGAGAAGAUGGGGCACAGGAGGCCGCAGUCAACAUAUCAAGUCAAUGGGCGGAACUCGACCGAAAAGGCACUGCCUCUACCUCCACUCAACGGAGUUCCGCUAGCCACUGCUCCGACAGAUUCGAGGCUGUAUGCUGUCAACGUGAACAUCAACAAGAGCAUGAUUUUCGAUGAUGAUAUGAUGAACGCUGUCAAUGCACUUCGAGCCACCGAAACGCCCAGGCACAGCACUCCGUCACGUGCUCCUACGCCACGAUACAGAUUCGAAGAAUACGUUCCUCCUGUCACAAAUACACUACCCAUCUCGAUUUUACCGGCACCGACGCCAACACCAGCCCCAGUGUCAGCACCAGUACCCGCACCAGUACCAGCACCGGAGUUGAAGAAGCGAAACUCAGAAUACGAGUUAGCCCAAUAUCCGCGAAAGACAGAGAUCAGAUCUGUUCACACUGUAUCGAUAUCGGAUGUUAGCUCCAUCAGCGACUCGGCACCCCCGAGCCCCAUCGUGGACAGCAUAGCGCCCCAGCUGCCCCUUCCUGAUCUUCCGCCACCAAGCCCUAGACUUAGUUUUCGCUCCUAUGAUUGGUAUCAGGAUAUCAUAGGCGAGCCCGGGACGCCGUCAGUACUAUCACGUAGUCCUGCGCGCACACCAACAACAGCCACAUUCCCGGAGCCGCUCUCUCAUUCUAAGAAGAAGCCUACACACCUUGAACCAAGUCUCAUGCCCGCGCCUCUUUCACCCGGCUUGCAUAACUCGACUCCGGGGCUACAUUUACAUCCGAGCUCCGCAGCGUUUCCUAGCCCAACAAAUGCAAACUUCCGUCUACCAUCAACUGUUUACACUCCCCCGCCACGGCGCGAUACUUCACCUACGCCGUCAAUAACAGCGAUGCCAGGACGAGGCUCAGGGCGAAACUCGGGACGGAACUCAACGCGAGCCUCUUUGCGGGCCUCUGUGCGGGCUUCUCUACGCGCGUCUGCGCUUAGCACACUGACCAGAAAUACACAUGAGUCUCGGAGUUGGUUGCCAGAGGACGGACUUUAUCUUUCUGAGGAUGGUGAAUACACUCCCUACGAGUACGAUACCUUUGGUCGACGGAGUGAGGAUAGUAGACCCACGAGCUAUUCGCCUUUGUGA
This is a messenger RNA of Pyrenophora tritici-repentis Pt-1C-BFP, 1587 nucleotides long. Lineage: Eukaryota; Fungi; Ascomycota; Dothideomycetes; Pleosporales; Pleosporaceae. The record is from RefSeq and is a predicted model, not a curated record.